Chaetomium strumarium is the source of this 2030-nucleotide messenger RNA. RefSeq lists its product as uncharacterized. The transcript has 4 exons. Gene Ontology annotation, molecular function: dihydrolipoyllysine-residue succinyltransferase activity. Gene Ontology annotation, biological process: tricarboxylic acid cycle. The coding region runs from base 362 to 1651 and encodes 429 amino acids. The record is from RefSeq and is a predicted model, not a curated record. Lineage: Eukaryota; Fungi; Ascomycota; Sordariomycetes; Sordariales; Chaetomiaceae. Gene Ontology annotation, cellular component: oxoglutarate dehydrogenase complex; mitochondrion.
CGGAUGGCCGCAAGGCGCCAGUACCAGGUACAUUGGAGGCUGGAACCUGCUCUGCCAACGAGCUGCUAGGGCGCUCUUUUUUUUUGUCGCCUAGGUUCUGUAAACGGCACAUUCAAACCAGCGUUGCUUCUUGUUUUUCUCCAUUUUCUUGUGUUAUAUCCGCCUCCAAUUGAUCAAUCCAUUGUGAGAUCAAUUGUAGAUCUUUGCCUCUAUUGCUAACUCUCCUCUGAGCCUGCGUGCUUGUGCCUCGCCAACAGGAGUCUCUCGUCACUUGUUGCAGUCCCGACGCCGAGACGUUCUCCCCGGCUACGAAUUCCCGCAACGACUUGUCCAGCAACAGAACAGAGUUAACAACGCCAGAAUGCUGUAUCGAGGACUCCGGCUGGCGGCCCGUGCCGCUCCCAAACUCUCGCUCUACAACACGAGCUCGGCGCUGCGACAACUUCCUACCCAGUUUCAACAUGUACGAACCUACGCCGACAAAAUCAUCAAGGUGCCGACGAUGGCCGAGUCGAUCAGCGAAGGCACAUUGAAGCAAUGGAACAAGGCCGUUGGCGACUUCGUUGAGCAGGACGAGGAAAUUGCGACUAUUGAGACUGACAAGAUCGACGUGGCCGUGAACGCCCCAGACGCUGGUGUCAUCAAGGAGUUCUUGGUCAACGAGGAGGAUACUGUUACCGUCGGCCAGGACUUGGUGCGCAUCGAGCUUGGUGGCGCGCCUUCAGGUGAUAAGCCGGCUGCCGAGGAGGCCAAGGAGGCCCCCAAAGAGGCAUCCAAGCAGCCAACACCCGAGACACAACCGGAGCAAAAGAAGGAUCCGGAGCUCAAAGCGGCGGAACCGAUGCCGGCUGCGCCAUCCACACCCGCGAAACAAGAGGCUCCCGCUCUGAAGGAGCAGAGCAAGCCCGCAAAGGCCACCCCAGAACCCCUCGCCACCCUAGGCAGUCGAGAGGAGAGAAGGGUCAAGAUGAACCGGAUGCGUCUCCGCAUUGCGGAACGCCUCAAGCAGUCGCAGAACACGGCCGCGUCGCUGACGACCUUCAACGAGGUCGACAUGUCGGCGCUGAUGGAGUUCCGUAGCAAGUACAAGGACGAGGUCCUAAAGAAGACAGGCGUUAAGCUGGGCUUCAUGAGCGCCUUUUCCCGCGCCUGCGUCCUCGCUAUGCGUGACCUCCCGAUCGUCAACGCGUCGAUCGAGGGCCCGAACGGCGGCGAUACCAUCGUCUACAGGGAUUACGUUGAUAUCAGCGUUGCAGUCGCCACCGAGAAGGGCCUCGUCACCCCGGUUGUGCGCAAUGUUGAGUCCCUGGACAUGAUCGGCAUCGAGAAAGCCAUUGCCGAUAUGGGCAAGAAGGCCCGCGACGGCAAGCUCACCAUUGAGGACAUGGCCGGUGGCACUUUCACCAUCAGCAACGGAGGCGUAUUUGGUUCCUUGAUGGGCACCCCCAUCAUCAACCUUCCACAGACCGCUGUGCUCGGCCUGCACGCCAUCAAGGAGCGGCCUGUGGCCGUCAAUGGCAAGGUGGAAAUCCGACCCAUGAUGUACCUUGCUCUGACCUACGACCACCGACUCCUGGAUGGCCGGGAGGCCGUGCAGUUCCUCGUCAAAGUCAAGGAAUACAUCGAGGAUCCCCGCAAGAUGCUUCUCUAGAUGGUGUCCCCGGGGUCUGCGCCGCUCAAUGACGGGGCGGCAUGGGGAGAUAGGCUACCCGUGACGGAAGAGGCAUGGUGACAUUGUACAAUACAAAUUACCGGGCCUAUCCCCGGUAUUCCGCAUCCUGAUGGCGUUUCCAAUUAGACAUGGGCAUAUUGGUUAGUGGCUCGCGAUCUAUGCGACGGCCCGUUUGUGGCGCCAUUGCACGACUCCGUCUUGGCCCGGUAGCCGGUGUGCACAGAAAGAGGCCGUUGUUCUGUUAAUCUAAUAUUUCCCCUGAGGUGUAGAUAAAUCACCUGAGUACUCCGUAUGGCAUGCCGAAUUUGUUGUGACCCGGUCGGUGUAUUGCUCGGGAUUUAUGGGCAGAAGACCAGCC